GCUCACUCGUCCUUUUUGUUUUCGAAACCGAAACAAAAAACUCUCUCAGUUCAGUUCAGACCUCCGAUCCCCCCUCAUCAAACAACAACAAUGUCUGCCCCUCGCGUUGCAUUCCAGUCGCACGAAAAGACCGGCAAGGACAACUACUUUGUGUUUGUCGAGAGCUCGGAUGCCGUGAACAAGUGGCGCAAAGACAAGUCGGUGGCCCUCGUCGACGUUGUCAUGAAGCACAGCGUUUUUGUUCAUCGCGGUGACGUGAAGGGCGAGGCGAGCACUCCAACCAAAGCCGACCUCGAAACUGUGUUUGGCUCGUCCAAUGAAACCGCUGCCAUCGAGUUCAUCUUGACCAACGGCAAGUUUGAAGGUGGCCAUGAAUCCAAGCACGCCAGUGGCUUUUACAGCCGCUAGAGCGCGACACGAUUUCGCCAAAAACGACGCACAAUCAGACUUUGUUAUUCGACUUCCACCGCUGGCUCACUUUCACUCUGUGCUUCCUUUCGUCACGCCCGGCUACUGCAUUUUGAUAUAUUGCUACAAUGUUGCAUGAUCGGCUUGUUGGGUUGUUGUUUGAGGCCUGCUCUGUAGAUCCAGUAGAUCUAUGGUUUGUGUGUCUGCGUUGUGUGGAUUUGAUUGUGUGCUCGUUGUGUGCUCGUUGUGUGCUCGUUGUGUGCUUGUGGCGUGGAUUUGAUUGUGUGUAUAUAUACUCGUGGCUUUCUCGACAUUGCGAGAGACGGCCAAAACGAAAACAACACUGUUGUCCAAUAUUCACUGCAACCUUGAUCCCUCCA
Capsaspora owczarzaki ATCC 30864 is the source of this 788-nucleotide messenger RNA. RefSeq lists its product as hypothetical. The record is from RefSeq and is a predicted model, not a curated record. The transcript has 2 exons. NCBI's taxonomy places the organism in Eukaryota, Filasterea, Ministeriida, Capsasporidae. Bases 91 to 408 code for a protein of 105 amino acids.